CACAAGCAUUUAGCUUCUUCUCCUCGGCACUUCUCGCUUCAUAUAUACAUUGUUCACUUUUUUUUUUUUCUAUCUGAUUCUAUCAAUGGAGAAACCCACUUCUAUUUCUGAUUCUGGCGGAACCACUACCUACAACACUGUCUUCAUAGACACCAGCCUCGAUACCCACUUGGCCAUGAUCGUCUCCGGUUCCGACACUGUUUCGGACCUCAAAAGGAGAAUACUGCAUGAAUACCCAUUGUGCUUUCCUAACAUUAGUGGGAUUAAAAUUCAUGCUUUAAAGGUUAAACGUAAAGGACACUUUUAUCAUUUAUCAGAUUCCAUGUUUGUAAAAAGUGCAUUUGAUGGAGUCAGCAAAAGCUGGUUUCUUUCUGUUGAUGCUUCAAUUGUAGAGGAGCAGAGUGAAAACCAGCAUACUGGGAAAUCCAAUUUUGGACACCUAGGAGCCUCUUGUGGCAUCACAGGUAAUCCUUCAGCUGAUGGGGUUGCUCUUCUGGCUGAUGCUUCUCCCAGAAGGUUGUCCAAUAUUGAUGAUUCAACAUUGACACAAGUUCACAGAGACCAGAAUGGAAAACAGAAACCUUCUACUCAGAGUACUUGCAACAUCUUGGCUCUGGAUAACAAUAAUAGGUCAGAUAUGAAGUUAAAGGAGAAACGUUCUAGUAAAGAUAGCAUAACAUGUACUGAAUGUAAGGAAAACAACUUCAGGAAUGGAAUUAAUGAUGUGCAAUUCAAUGCAAUGGAAGGGGCUCCAGAAACUGUAUCUGUGACGAAGAAAAAACCUAAAGCAAAAAGGAGGAGGGAGGAUGAAGUAAGUGACCAUAUUUCAAACGAAGAGAAUGUGCCAGCUCAUGUAUCUGAUGAAGAUGAAUCACAGCAAGACAUGGUCCUGGAUAACUCUUUGGUCACUGACGGUAGAGGUACAGUAGUUACUCGUGAUAUGCAAAUGGGAAGCAAAUAUAAUGCUGAUGAACAUUGCAGGAUUUCAGCUUCUGAUAUCAACCAGAAAUCAGGCAGGGAGCUGCUGAUGACUGAUGUUCUCUAUGAGGGAACUGCAGCUUCAGGAAAAAAUUUUGAGUGCGAUACUUCUAAGAAUGUUGAUGUUAAUGCGAAGUGCAAUACAUCAUUGGAAGAAGCUUCACCCAGGCCUGCUGCUAAUAAAAAGCAGAAGACUGCAAGGAAAGAUGAGAUUGGAAAUUCUUCAAAAGAAAACAGGCUUCUGGCAUGUGAUUCUACUAGAGAGACCUUGGUGCCAGAGAUUACAAUUUCUCAGUGCUCUUUUGGGAACAAACAAAAAGGCACAAACACUACCUUGGACCAUUUAUCUUCUGAAAUGUCGAAGGAUGACAAUUUGUUGACAACCGAUGCAAGCAGUGGAAGAAAGAAAAGAAAAAAGAAAUCAUCAAAAUUUCUUGAUCAAGUUGUAGCUGCAGUUCCUUCUUCUGCACAAGAUGAGAGGAGGGUGCACCCUGGGGACACUGUUGGAGUUCAUCACAGGAAUUUGGAAAACGAACAUGAUGCAGCAGUUCUUCCUUCACAAAGUGUCCAUGGUGCCACGAUUUCUGAACCAUAUUCAGUGCCUUUGAAGAAAAAUCUUUAUGUUCCCCUGCAAGAAGAGGGGGAAAACAAUAAAGUACCUUGUUCAUUAGAAGUUGAUACAAGUGGCAAAGGUGUCGGCAAUGUUGAAAGCAAGAAUGUUUCACCUGAAUUAACAGCUCCAUCUGCAGCAAAACAAAUGAGAAUUUCAGUGGAUCAUCAUGUCGGUGAAGCAGAAGGCAAUCCUCCCCUCCCUGUCCAAGAGGCUAGUAGUCUUAAUAAGAAUUCAGGGGUUACCAAGUGUGAGAAUGUCAUUGUUCAUGAUUGUCAGAAAUUUGGAGGUGAUCAAACUGGCAGAGUUGCAGAAGGAAAAGAAUUGUCUCAAAGUAAAGAUUCAGAAGCAAUGCCCCCAGUAAAGGUCACCCCUUCAGGCAGUGAUGAAGUAGUAGUUGCUUCUAAUUUGGUUGAUGCUAAUGGAAAUGUGGACCGGGAUACCAAUGUAAAGUUAGAACCUCCAAAAUCUUCAAAGAAAAAAAGGAAGUCCAAAAAAUCUCAGGAUCCUUCUUCAUCGGUUACGAAGCAUAAAACAGGUUCUGGGAUUGGCAUUUCUUCAACCGAGCCACAUGAGACAAUUCAUACCGAUCAUUCAAGUGAUAAAUCUAAGAAAGAGGAAAGCUUUAUGUCCCCAGUCAAGGGGAAAGAAAUUCCAAAAAUGACAGCAGUGAAUAAUUCUGUUUUGGCUAAUGACAUGGAUUCUGAUAAUGUGAUUCGAAAUGUGUUGGAAUCCUUGAAGGAUAUCAGCGAAAUCCCAAUGAAUGCGGAAAAUAAGGAUGAGAAAUCAAGAAAGAAAACCAAGAGAAAACGAAAUUCUGCUGCUAAGAACCCACCAGAAUUGCUAGAAGAAGAUGAAAAUGUUAGUUGUAAGAAUGUGACGCUGUCAACUGAUGGCACUAGGGACGCGAAGGUGGAUGCAUCAUUGAAAUUGACGAAGAAGGCAAGCUUAGUGAAGACAAGUUCUGAAAACAAGCUAAAUGGAUCAAAUCUGGAAUCUGAAAAUAAUACUGGCAUUGAAACAAGUCCUCUUCAAGAUCAAAAUGGUAAUUUCCCUACAAGUGGCCGUUCAAAUGAAGCUAAUAAUAAAAUGGAAGCAUCCUGUGAAAGUGAUAGGACUAUCGUUAAUGAUAAUUUUGUGCCCAACCAACAACAGCAUCUGAUUGAUGUUUCUCACAAUAUGCCUGUUCAAAAGGUGACGGAAAAAAAAGGAGUAGAGAAAGAGGUAAAAGCCAGCAAGAAGAAGAAAAAACUUGAUGCACACUCUAAUGGCCCCUCACCCGAUUUACAAAAUACACUGAAGUUAUUUGAGAACCAAAGGAGUGGAGGAAAAGUUCAAGCUGUUGACUCUAGCAGUGUUGAACCACAGAGAUCAUUGUCAAAGGGUGAGGGUGAUAACCCAAAGAUUCAUCCUAAAACAAAGCUGGCAAGAGUCUCUGGAAGUGAGGCUAAAAACAACUCUGGUAAGUUAUCAAAAAAAGAGGAAGCUACAAGGCCCAAUGCUGUCAAUGGUUCUGCAACACAUACUCGUUCAGAUAAAAGCAAACAAAACAUUGCUGCAUCAGACUCUAGCUUGUCUAGUUCUAAAAACAUACUUCCCGAAGGUCAAAGGGGUGACAGGCAUCAAUUUCGUUUGGACGUUGGAGAUGUUUCCAGUAAAUACUAUAAUGGGGAAGUAGUAUAUAGCUCACAACAUAAGAAGAGCUUGUUAGCUACAUCAGGCUCAAUUUUUAAGGAAGAUAGUUAUGAGAGUUCAGAUGAUGAAGAUGGGGUAUAUAAUUCAGAUGCCAGCACCAGAACUCCAUCUGAUAAUUCCUUGUCAUCUGACUACUCAGAUGGGGAUAGCGGUGCGCAACAGAAUGGAACUAGUGGCUCAAAAAGGAAAGAAAGUGGUGGAAGAAACAUCACAAAUUCAUUCUCUAGUGGGACCUUGGAAAAAAUCCUUAGAAGCUCAAGCAGCUACAAGGCCGCAAAGCUAAAUGCUUCUCAGUCACAAAUGCAGAACACAGAAAACCAGCCUCUCGAAUUUGUUCCAGAUAGCCAGGCAGACCAACAGUCAGCUCCUGCUUGUUAAGUUUGGUUUUUUCAAUUUUGUCCCACGAGAGUUUAUGCUCUCUUUUUCGCGUCGCCUGCAGAGGUCUCUCUUCUGUUUUCCUGUUAAUCGUGAGAUUCAAAGAGAAUGGCAUUCAAUCUGAGCCAUGUUUUUCUAAUUCUUUUUUUUUUUUUUUUCUUUUUUGAAUCGUUAAAUAU
Messenger RNA from Pistacia vera, 3837 nucleotides. RefSeq lists its product as uncharacterized. The transcript has 6 exons. Bases 86 to 3661 code for a protein of 1191 amino acids. Lineage: Eukaryota; Viridiplantae; Streptophyta; Magnoliopsida; Sapindales; Anacardiaceae. The record is from RefSeq and is a predicted model, not a curated record.